CGGGCGGACCUAGAUAAAUGUCAAGAUGCUCCUAAUUUAACAGCCAAAUAGAGGAUGCGAAGAACGGCUCCUGCUCUCUCGUGUGCGCAACUCGCUGGAAUUAUGUUUUCAAAGAUUUUUAUUUUGUGUUUGAUGUUAUUAAGCACCAUGCAUAUCGCAUCGUCUUUGGAGCUGCAGCUUGGGAUGCCAAAUGUUUGUCCUGACCAGGGGAUGUCUGUCUUGGGCGGCCGUCAGCCUUGUGUCCAGGCUUUUACCCGCAUGGUAAAGGUGUGGAAGCAGGGCUGCACAAGCCACAGAUGGUGUAUGAGCUACGAGAGAAGGACAGCAUAUUACACAGCAUACAGGCAAGUGUACAGCAUGGAUGUAUACACAGUGUAUAAGUGCUGCCCUGGCUGGACUCAGAGGGAUGAUGAGAUGGGUUGUUUACACAGAAUGUGCAGUGCUAAUACUUGUCUCAACGGUGGGAGAUGUACAGAGACUGGAGACCACAUUUGUCAUUGUCCAUUAGGCUUCAAAGGGACACGGUGCCAAUAUGACGUUAACGAAUGCGAGGUGGACAGCGGUGGCUGUGAGGGAUAUUGCUGCAACACUAUUGGCAGCUACUACUGCAAGUGUCCUGAAGGCUUCAGAGUGGGACCAGAUGGUAAAGCCUGUAAUGAUAUAAAUGAAUGCGAGGAACUCAAUGGAGGAUGCCAGCAAACAUGUGUCAACACACCGGGUUCGUAUCACUGUGAGUGUAGUGAAGGCUUUCGCAUGCACACUGACGGGCGGACCUGCAUUGCUGUGAAUUCUUGCUCUGUGCUAAACGGUGGAUGUGAGCACAAGUGUGUGAACAUGGGCAACAAUCACUACAAAUGUGAGUGCCGGAAGAACUACCAGCUGAAGCGAGAUGGGAGACACUGUGAAUUGAGAGACCCUUGUAAGGAAAAUAACGGAGGCUGCGCCCAGCUGUGCAUUUCAGAAGGCGACCAAGUUUCCUGCAGCUGCCGUUCUGGUUUUACAUUGGCUGUAGAUGGCAAGAACUGUCAAGACAUCGACGAGUGCAGCUCUGGUCAGGCCAUGUGUUCCCACGGCUGUGUCAACGUGCUGGGCUCCUUCAGCUGUGUGUGCCAUCCAGGUUUUGAGCUUGGUGCAGAUGGCAAGCAAUGCUACCGCAUUGAGAUGGAGAUCGUGAACAGCUGUGAGAAGAACAACGGAGGUUGCUCUCAUCAUUGUGAGCAUACCACCAACGGCCCCCUCUGCUCCUGCAAUCAAGGCUACCAGCUGGACCACGACAGGAAGACCUGUGUAGAUAGUAAUGAGUGUAUGAGUGGAGAAUCCUGCUGCAGACACUUCUGUAAGAACUACCCAGGCGGCUAUGAGUGCAGCUGCAGAGCUGGCUACAGGCUAAACCCAGACGGCUGUAGCUGCGAUGACAUUGAUGAGUGCCUAGCAGAGACUUCAGGCUGUGAACACUACUGUAUCAACACCUUGGGAACAUAUGAGUGUUUUUGUCAACAGGGCUUCCACCUGGAUCAGGACCAGCACUCCUGUAUCUCUCUUUAUGGCAGUAAACUGGAAGAGGAAGAAGAUGAAGAGCAGACAGAGCAGCUGGAGGUGGACAGAUUGCCAGACUUGCUGUUCCGCAAGGCUCCUCAGCUCCUCCACUACACAGCAGCCCUGCACUCCCAUUAUAGCACUGAUGAUGAUGAUGACAGUCAUCAUGGUAGUGACAAUGAAGAAUUAGAGAUCCAGAGAGAGCGUCGAGGAGAGCUAAGACUGGACAGCCACAUAGUGUGUCUGGAUGGCUCUUUUGGGGAUGACUGCAGUGUGAGCUGUGAAGACUGCUUAAAUGGAGGGUGUAGUGAAGGCAGAGACCGGUGUGAUUGUUCUCCUGGCUGGACUGGGCUCAUCUGUAAUGAAACUUGUCCACAGGGGAGCUAUGGGCAGGCCUGCAGCAGUCUAUGUCACUGUCAGAAUGGAGGCUCUUGUGAUCAAGUGACUGGGAAAUGUUUGUGCCCCCUAGGGGUGCAAGGCUUGCACUGUGAAGAUGGUUGUGCAAAGGGUUUUUUCGGGAGAAACUGUAGAAGAAAGUGUAACUGCCCCAACAAUGGACCCUGCCAUCAUUUGUAUGGAGCCUGCCUUUGCUCUCCAGGGUUAUACGGUCGUUUUUGCCAUCUUGUUUGUCCCAGGUGGACUCAUGGUGCCGGCUGUUCCAAAGAAUGCAAAUGUGUUCGAGAACUUUCCUCUGGCUGUGACCCCAAAACAGGAAGCUGUUUCUGUAAAGAGGGAUACCAUGGUCUGCAGUGUGAGAAAGAAUGUGAUCCAGGCUUUUUUGGUGCUGGCUGUGAGCAGCCAUGUGACUGUCCAGGUGGAGGGUUAUGUGACUCCAGGACUGGAGCGUGCAGCCAGCGAUGUCCUGCAGGCCUUCAUGGAGAUCACUGUCAGCUGGUGUGCCAAGCUGGAAGCUAUGGCGAGAGCUGUCGUCUGACCUGUGACUGCCAAGGAGCUCCUUGUGACCCCAUGACAGGACAAUGCAUCUGUUCCGCUGGGAAGACAGGAAACUCAUGCCAGGAAGAGUGCCCUGAUGGAUCCUGGGGGUUAAAGUGUCAGUUUUCCUGUCCUGCUUGUGAGAACAGCGGCUCCUGCAACAAGCAAACUGGUAUUUGUGACUGCAUGCCAGGCUUCAUGGGAAACCUCUGCCAAGAAGAGUGUCCUGCAGGGUACUAUGGAAAAGGCUGUCUUAUGCACUGUUCUUGCCACGCUGAUGCCAGAUGUGACCCACAGAAUGGACACUGCUCCUGUCCUCCUGGUAGAAGAGGCCAUGAUUGCGCAACACCAUGCCAACCAGGUUUCUGGGGCCAAGGCUGCAUCACUACAUGCAUGUGCCAGAACCGCUCUCUAGGCUGUGAUCCAGUCAACGGCCAGUGUGUGUGUGAGGCAGGCUACACUGGAGAACACUGUGAAAAAAAGUGUUUAAAUGGCAGUUAUGGUCAUGGCUGUGCUCAACAGUGCCAGUGUCAAAACGGAGCCCACUGUGACCAUGUGAGUGGAGCUUGCAUGUGCUCUCCCGGAUUUACUGGAACUUUCUGUGAAAAAAUGUGCCCGAACAGCUUUUACGGUCUUGACUGUGGCCAGAUGUGCGAGUGCAGGAACGGUGCCCGCUGCCACCACAUCACAGGAGCCUGCUUAUGCACCGCCGGCUGGGCAGGACCACACUGCAUUCUGGAAUGUCCAGAGGGUCAUUUUGGAGAGCAGUGCAGUCAGAUAUGUGAGUGUCAGAAUGAAGGCAGGUGUGACCACAUCACCGGGCGAUGCAGUUGCAUGGCCGGAUGGACUGGAGUCAACUGUCAACUACCCUGCCCUCCAGGACAUUACGGGAAAGAUUGUUCUGGUCAGUGUCUGUGUCAACAUGAAGGCUCUUGUAAUGACGUUAGUGGUCAGUGCUCCUGCCCACCAGGAUGGACUGGAGUUGCUUGUGAAUUAGAGUGUGAAGAAGGGCUUUAUGGAGAGAACUGCACCCAGAUCUGUAGAUGUGCAAAUGGAGGGAGAUGUGACCGAGUGACAGGAAAGUGUUUAUGUCUACCUGGUUGGAUAGGAGAGCUCUGUCAAUCAGCCUGUUCUAAGGGAUUCUUUGGCGAGAGCUGUGAGCAGAGGUGCGAGUGUGUCCACAGUUUGAGUUGCCACCAUGUGACGGGUCACUGUGAGUGUGAGUCAGGCUGGAGAGGAGCCAGGUGUGACAAAACCUGCCUCCCCGGGUUCUACGGCACUUCCUGUGCCCAGCGGUGUCAGUGCCAGGCUGGUGUGCCCUGUCAUCAUGAGAGUGGGAAUUGUGGCUGCCCAGCUGGACUCACGGGGCCUAGCUGCGAGAAAACCUGCCCUGCUGGCAUAUUUGGGCAAAACUGCAGUCAGCUGUGCCAAUGUUCCGGUGUCCAAGAACAGUGCCAUCCUGUUACCGGCAAAUGUAGCUGCUUACCUGGCUAUUAUGGGGCUCGCUGUGAGCUUCGAUGUCGAGCAGGUACUUUUGGACCAAACUGCAAGUCUAGGUGCACCUGCAUCAAUGGUGGUCGUUGUGACUUCAGGACUGGGACGUGCUACUGUUCUCCUGGCUACAUCGGAGCUGACUGUGGCUUAAGUUGUCCAAGUGGAUACUAUGGCAAGGAUUGUGUGAGGUUAUGCUCCUGUGGGGAAGGAGGGCAGUGCCACCCGACAACUGGGAGAUGUAUCUGUGGCCCUGGUAGGAUGGGCCAAUCCUGCCAACAAGCAUGUCCGAAGGGACGCUAUGGCCUGCAGUGUAAAAGCAUGUGCAGCUGUCAGAAUGGGGCUUUAUGUGACCCUGUUGAUGGGUCCUGCAAGUGUGGACUGGGCUGGACUGGACCCCACUGUGACACAGCCUGCUCAGAGGACAAAUAUGGCCUUAAUUGUGCAGAAGACUGUCUGUGCCUUAACAAUGGGACCUGUGACCGCUUUACUGGCAGCUGCAGAUGUGCUGCUGGCUACUAUGGGCCCUCCUGUCAACAUGAGUGCUCUUCUGGGUAUUAUGGAGUAAACUGUGCCCAAACAUGCGACUGUAAGGUGGGGCAAGCAUGUGACCACGUAACAGGCGAAUGUGUGUGUCCACCAGGGUACUAUGGUUCACAGUGCCAAAGACGAUGUGAAGCUGGCAGCUAUGGAUGGAGUUGUGCAAGGUCAUGUGACUGUGCUGGUGAGGCUGCAUGUGACCCAUUAACAGGACAGUGCCUUUGUCCCCCAGGGCGGACAGGACGGAGAUGUGAAAAAAACUGUGAUGGCAACCAUUUUGGCCCUGACUGCGCCCUGCUGUGCCAGUGUUCCAAGAAGUCCCACUGUGAUGGGGUGAGUGGGCGAUGCCUGUGUCCACUCACCUGGCUUGGCCCAAGUUGUAGUGAAGCAUGACGGCAGGCUUGAAGCUGUCUUCAUUUUACCUCCUCCAAGCCAAGCACACAGGAGACUACGUAGCAGUUACCUCUCCUCCACAAAGCCCCAGAAACAUUUGCUUUUGAUUUUCAAAUACUGCUGAUGUCUUCUUGCCUUUCCUCCCCCUCUCAGCUUUGCUACAUCAAACCUCAGGAGCACUGAGCUUCUCUGCAUCUUACAGAAAGAGAAGAGCAGGCGGCAAAACCACAUAACCCAAGCAAAAGGGCAAACUCCUAACUGGACACUCAAACUGAAAUCUUGGCUCAGUGAAGCUUUACUCUGAUCAUCUUUGGAUAGGUGAUGUUGAAUGUGUGGAGCUGGUACUUAGCUGUCAGAGACUGGCCCUCCAUCACUGAGUCUGAAGGCACAGACAAUCAACCACAGGAUGUGGCAUGUGAGAGGCCUUCAAAGGACCAUAAACUCAAAUGUAGUCCAGUCUGUCUAAGAUUUAAAGUCCAUGGUUGCAGAGACUUUCUUCCAAUAGACACAAGCACCUGCUUCACAUUUGUAACUGAUUGAACAUGGAUUCUUUUUGACACAGAAUGAGAUGUUAAUGGCUCAGUUUCCUAACUGUAUUUAAAAAAGACACGUGACCCAUUAUCAGUACUGCCAUUGUUUAGUUUUAUUUGCGCACAUUGGAAAAUACCAAGAGAUAAUUCUGAUUAAAAAAUAAUUAAUAUAUAACUAACUGAACAACAGGUACAGGACUGCCCCAACAAAAACAAAUGGGAAUUACUAUUAUGCAGUUCAUCAUAGUGACCCAUGAAACACUGCAAUGAGUCCUUCCUUAACAGAUAGAUUCUUUUUUAUGGGCUCAGUAAAAAGUCAUAAAGAUUUUGCAGCUUUAAAUGAAUGUUUGCAAAUGAUUUCUGAGUUUGUAUUUGUAAAUCAAGUUUUGUCAUUCUGUAAAAAAAAAAAAAACAGAAAAAAAUCUGCCUGAAAAAUUUAUUGUUAAGAAAAGGAUUUUUUUCUACUUACUAACUAAACAUUUGUUGUUGUUAGAUUUGUUUUUCUUUGUACAUGUACAAAUGUGCCUUCUGUUGGCUCAUAUUCAUUGGAAAAAUUAGAAGGCCUUUUAAAUGUCACAGAAAGUCUUGUCUCACAGUGGCUACCUUCCCCUUCCAAGUCUGUAUUUAUAAUUUUUCUCAAGUCAGUGACAUUUGCAGUGGUUUACAAAGGUCUGGGCACCUCUGGUUAGAUGUGCGUUAUUGAGGAUAGUUAGGAGAGUUUGAUGAAAAUUGACUUCUGAAUGGUGUAAAGUUAAAGAUAACACAUUUUAAAUAUCUAAAGAAAAAUAAUAUUUUCCGUCUUGUUUGGAUAUAACAGGAAAAAAGUGUCUGAAGUAUGUAGGUGCACCAUUUCUGAUUAAUGUUCAGUAAAGCUCCUUUUUGGAAGUCAUGACAUUCUUCCAAUUCAUGUUUGAGCAAGAUUUUGCCAUGUUUUCUGUUCAUGAUUUCUAAUGUUCUAGGACUGUUUAACGUGUAGUUUUCUUUUUAUUGAGGCUACAUAUGAUUUGAAGGCCAUUUUUUGCCUUUUUUUCCUGAUAUUAAUGAUUUUGAUGUGUGUUUUUCAGUUAAGGUUCAAGAGACUUCCUCUUCAUCUUUUCAUCCUCAGCAUUUUUUACUUACAGUGUGAUAUUUGCUUCCAGAUUUUGAUAUUUAACAAAAUCUUUUUUUUUUUUAAUGUUGUUUUUAUGUUUUAUGCAAUGCUAUGUUUUGCACCUCAGGGCCACCGUUACUUUUCCUGCUUUGGUAACAUUACUUAUUGUUUGGGCAAUGUUUCAGGGGUUAGUGUAUUUAUGAAGUCUUUAAUUAUGUGUCAUGUAUCCUUUUGUAAUGAUUAUUAUGAAUAAGAGAUCCACCUGAUAAGCUAAUUCAUGUGUUAGAAGGUCAAAGCGAUCUAUGAGCUAAAAUAUUUUCACAUUUCCUUGUCUUCCAGUCUAAAACUAUACUAAACAAAAGUAAUGCGGUCAUCUUAAAAUGAUAAGAAAAUUGUUUGAUCAUUAAUAUAAUUGAAUGUGAUUUGUUUUAGAGUAUUUCAUCUCAAAUAAUUCAUAGUAACACAAAUUUUCACUAGAGGUGCCCAGGCUUUCUGGCAUAUCGUUGGUGCUAUAUUGUACAAAGGUAAUGAAUUCCAGUUUUUAUGUUAACUUUUCAUUUAUGUUUUUAUUUUUUCAGAGAAAAAUAGGGCCACAAACCAAAUAAUUAAAAAAGUAAAAACAGA
Molecule: messenger RNA, 7137 nt
Organism: Melanotaenia boesemani (Boeseman's rainbowfish)
Lineage: Eukaryota; Metazoa; Chordata; Actinopteri; Atheriniformes; Melanotaeniidae
Gene: megf6
Product: multiple EGF like domains 6
Exons: 38
Coding region: 55-4893 (1612 amino acids)
Molecular function (GO): calcium ion binding; protein binding; scavenger receptor activity
Source: RefSeq, a predicted model, not a curated record